AUGUCUGACCUGCUGAAAGACAAAUCCCAAAGGAGAGAGAAGAGGGCAGGCAAGGCGCCCUCAGAGGGAAGCCAUGGAGUCAGAGGCAAAGACACAACUGGCAGGACUAAGGACUCUAUAAGUACUGUAUCGUGCUUGGAUGAACUAGGUCACCAGGAUGACAAUGCUCGGAUGGCUGUAACAAUGGAGAACACCUACCAGUUAGGACCUUACAAACGCUUCCCUGUUCCUGCUGUCACAGACAUACUGAAGGAUGUACUCACCAGUUACCUCCAAGAGGAGAAAUAUGAAGUAGAGUGGUCUCAGAAAAUGACAAAAACAAUAUCUGAGGUGAUAAGGGCCCGUGUGAAAGACCUCAUGAUUCCUCGGUAUAAGAUUGUCGUCCUGGUCCACAUCGGCGAGCUCGCCGGGCAGAGCAUGCAAAUCAGCAGCCGCUGUCUGUGGGACGCAUCUAAUGACACAUUUGUCUCUUACAACUUCAAGAACAGCUCACUGUUUGGUGUGGCAAAUGUCUACGCUGUUUACUUUGAGUGA
Chelmon rostratus (copperband butterflyfish) is the source of this 534-nucleotide messenger RNA. It is a transcript of the gene dynlt5, whose product is annotated as dynein light chain Tctex-type family member 5. NCBI's taxonomy places the organism in Eukaryota, Metazoa, Chordata, Actinopteri, Chaetodontiformes, Chaetodontidae. Gene Ontology annotation, biological process: microtubule-based movement. Gene Ontology annotation, cellular component: cytoplasm; cytoplasmic dynein complex. Bases 1 to 534 code for a protein of 177 amino acids. The transcript is spliced from 4 exons. Gene Ontology annotation, molecular function: dynein intermediate chain binding. The record is from RefSeq and is a predicted model, not a curated record.